Molecule: messenger RNA, 654 nt
Organism: Microthlaspi erraticum
Lineage: Eukaryota; Viridiplantae; Streptophyta; Magnoliopsida; Brassicales; Brassicaceae
Source: the annotation of a GenBank genome assembly
AUGGUGACCACAUCGUCUCGUACCAAAACAAGCGGCCCUGUGCUUCGUUCCCAAUCGCCGUCGGGUCGGUUUUGCGGCGCUUACUCGAAAGCCGUUCCGUCGUCUUCUUCCUCAGCGUUCGCUUCCUCUACGAGCUCAAGCUUCUCGUCUCCGUCUACAGCUUUCUUCAGCAACCACCGUCACAACCACGAGAAUCACAGUCACCACCGAUCUGCGUCGCCGACUCGCGUGAAUCUAUUCACGGCGCAGCCGAUGGCUCAGUCGUUCCGGUAUGCUCUCGACAGCAGAUCCAUUUCUCCUACUAACCGAUCCAUCUCCGUUUCGAAGAAGCAGCAGCCGACGAGCAGUCCCGAGACGAGAAGGAGGUGUAUGUGCUCUCCGACGACUCAUCCCGGAUCUUUCCGGUGUAGUCUCCAUAAGAACGUCGCGAAUCCACACGGCCAAGGCGCAGCUUCGUAUCCGACCAACAGUCUGAAUAUGCGCCGGUCGGCAAUGACGAAUUCUCUGGUGAGAAUCGGCGGCGUGGAAGGAGAGUGGGUGAGAAGAGCCUUGACGACUCUGAUUCGACCUUCGUCGCACCAUCUGAAACGGCGAGCAGCGUAUCAGCCUCGUCCUAGCAGGCUCUCGAUCAUGUCGAAAGCCGAUGAUAAUUGA